Messenger RNA from Capsicum annuum, 417 nucleotides. RefSeq lists its product as uncharacterized. The transcript has 3 exons. Gene Ontology annotation, cellular component: nucleus. Lineage: Eukaryota; Viridiplantae; Streptophyta; Magnoliopsida; Solanales; Solanaceae. Bases 1 to 417 code for a protein of 138 amino acids. The record is from RefSeq and is a predicted model, not a curated record. Gene Ontology annotation, biological process: chromatin remodeling.
AUGGAACAACUGCUGGAAGACAGUUCAGUUCCAGCUAGACAUAUAGAAAGAAACUUUAACAUUGAUGGCUCUUCCCUCUCUAACCAUGGGAUAGGAGAUCCAAUGAUUCAAGUACGGAUAAAUGUUGCAAUGAUGCUGGUGGGCUUGGAUGGAAAGGAGAAGAAGCGGUUUUGGGAGGCUUUGGAUGAGGUGGUGAGAGACAUGCCUAGCUCUGAGAAAAUUAUGGUAGCAGGAGAUUUUAAUGGUCACAUAGGGGUGUUACCGGGAGGCUAUGGCGAUGUGCAUGGUAGGUAUUGUUUUUGGGAGAAGAAUGAUCAGGGAGUGGCUUUGUUGGAUUUUGUGAGGUCCUUUGGGAUGGCGGUAAUGAAUUCGAGCUUUCCAAAAAAGGAGGAUCACCUAACGAAGCGCAAUAGCUAA